Messenger RNA from Acanthosepion pharaonis, 531 nucleotides. The record is from the annotation of a GenBank genome assembly. Lineage: Eukaryota; Metazoa; Mollusca; Cephalopoda; Sepiida; Sepiidae.
AUGAGAGCGCUACUUUCCCGCUACUCCGUGCAACCAGAACGAGACUCUUUCCCCACUAAGACUAAAAAUCAUUUCUUCGGCGUUUUUCUUUUAUAUCUCUCGACUUCUUUUCGCAACAACCCAUUCAAACCACUUAUUAUUAUCUCUUUUUCUUCCUUUUUCCAAAUCUCUAUCUCACGCUAUCUCUCUCCCUCUCUCUUUCUCUUUCUCUCUCUCUCAAUCUUUUUUUAUCACACACACACGUACACAAGCAUUCUUUCUCCUUCCUUCAUUCUUAUUUUCAGUUUGUCUUUUCCAAUAAGUUUAUAUCUGUUUUUCUUUCUUCUUUUUCUCUCUUUGAUGUUUUUUUUACUGUCUCUAUUUUGCUCGCCAACGAGAAAGUAUUGCAAUUUUUUCUUUGCGAAACUCGUAAACACAUUUCUCGCCAUAUUUUUUUAUUGCCAUUGUUUUUACUUGCUACCGGCCCGUGAUGACGUUUGCCAUCGUAAAAACUGGCACUUCUCUCCUCAACCACUGGAAUUAUUUUCAUAG